Messenger RNA from Saprolegnia diclina VS20, 1914 nucleotides. RefSeq lists its product as hypothetical. Gene Ontology annotation, cellular component: cytoplasm. The record is from RefSeq and is a predicted model, not a curated record. Gene Ontology annotation, biological process: protein refolding; cellular response to unfolded protein. Lineage: Eukaryota; Oomycota; Saprolegniomycetes; Saprolegniales; Saprolegniaceae. Bases 9 to 1874 code for a protein of 621 amino acids. Gene Ontology annotation, molecular function: ATP-dependent protein folding chaperone; misfolded protein binding; ATP hydrolysis activity. The transcript has a single exon.
CGACGAACAUGACAACCGACAUUGCCAUUGACAUUGGCACGUCCAACCUGCGUGUCGGCGUGUGGCGCAACGACCGCGUCGAGCUCCUGGCCCUCGACAGCGACGGCGCGACGGCCCUGCCUGCGUACGUCGCGUUCACCGAUGCCGGACGUCUUGUCGGGCGCCGCGCCAAAGCCUAUGCUGCUACCGACGCCGCCAACGUCGUUUUUCGCAUGACGCGCUUCCUCGGGCGCUCGAUGCGCGAUCGCGGCGUCCGCGCCGACUGCGACAAGGUGCCGUUUCAAGUCGUGGCCUCCAGUGACGACAAGCCCCAAGUGCGCGUGACAUUAAACGGCCAACCCUCGACGUUCGACCUCGAAGAGGUCUUGGCCACGCUCUUGGAGCACACCAAGGCGAUGGUCGACGAGCAGCUGACGGUGGGUUACGUGACGUUGACGGUUCCCGCCGCCUUUACCACGACCCAGCGCCACGCAGUGCUUGACGCUGCGGCUAUCGCAGGGCUCAACGUGCGCAAGCUGUUGAACGCGCCGACUGCCGCGCUUGUCACCUACAUGAACAUGCAUCCGCGAAUGCGCGAGGAGCGGACCGUCCUGACGGUGACCGCCGGCGCCGGUUCGCUUGGCGUUGCCAUCACGGUUGAUGAGAGUGCUCUGAGCACGGCUGUGGCGACGUCUGGAAACGCGCACCUCGGUGGCCUCGACAUUGACGAGCGCCUCGUGCGGCACUGCAUCGCGGCCUUUGAACGCACCAUCGGCUGCGACGUGCGCCUGUCCCCGCGUGGCUUGCAGCGACUGCGCACCGCGUGUGAAGAGGCGAAAAUCGCGCUCUCGACAGCGACGACGACCACCGUCGAAGUGCCGCGUCUUUCGGGCGAGAACGACUUGGUUGUCGUUGUCUCGCGCGACCAAUUGAAUCAGCUCGCGCGCGAAAUGAUGGCGCAGCUCACGGCGCUUGUCGUCAAGGCUCUCCAAACGGCCAAGCUGGAUAAGAACAACAUUGACGACAUUGUUCUUGCCGGCGGCCUCGUGCGCAUGCCGCUGCUGAAGACGACGCUCGUCGACUUGUUUCACGGCCAGCGCGUCCGCUUGGUGGGUAACCCAGAUGAAGCGAUCGUCACUGGCGCGACCCUGUACACUGCCAAUGCGACCCUGCGCGCCACCGGCCGCGAUGUGCUCGCCUGUCAGUGCCUUCCGACGCCCUUCUGGGUCGCGACAGAAGCCCGACACCCGCAGUACCUUGCUCGCGGCGCAACAGACUACUUCUCCACGACAGAGGAUAUGUUCACGACGCAAGCCAAUCAACCCGACAUCACCCUGCUCGUCUACGAAGGUCUUCUUGGUCAGCGUGACACGAGCCACCUCCAGGGCAAGUGGCGUGUCGGGCCACUGCCGAACGGUAUCCCCCGAGGCGCGACGGUCCAAGUGGGGUUUCAAAUCUGUCACGCCACCGGUACGCUGCAAAUUAGCGCCACCGUGGACGACAAGCCAAUUCCAGCGACCAACGAGUUGGCCCCGACGACGCGCGGUCGCAUGUGCCGCCUCAUCCAAGAAGCUGCGACGCGUCGCCAAGUUGACGGGAGACAGCACAUCCACGCAGCCCGCGCAGCUGCCAAAGCUGCCGCCACCGAGUACACCAUGCGUCUCCGCGAGGCGUGGCAUGGCGAUGCCAUCAGCCGCAACCGUGUGAGCGAAGUGACGCGGGACGAGCUCGAUGACGCGCUCGCGCUUGCACUCAAGUGGCUCAUCUUGCAUCCGAAUGCGAAUACGGUCGAAUACGAAGUCGUACGCUUCAAACUCGAAGCUGUCGGUAGCCGCGUGGUCGAAGCCCUCUAUGACAUGGACGCAGCCCCGUCUUGGCGCCUUCCGGCUUAUUAACUUGCGUACUAUACUUUCUAUCUAUGACCAUGUCCUUGCG